AUGGAUAUUAGAUGUACUCAAGCUAAUCAUCGAAAUUAAUAAAUAAUAGGAUGUUGUAUAGAUAGUUUAUGCUCCAAUUAAAGGCCUUAUUGUAAUUCUUGUUUGCCUAGCCAUGGUCAACAUAUUAACAAGAUCAAAUCUUUAGAACUUUUAGAUGAAUGGAUUUUGCAAAGAGUUCAUGAAGCUUAAAAUGUUUAGAAGAAUGUUUAAGAGUGUUAACUGUCCCUAAAUAGUCUUUUAAACUUAUUUAUUCCAUAUUAUAAUUUCAACAUUCAAUAGUUUUCAUAAAUAGGACUUUCUUAAAUUGAUAAUAUUAUAAAAGGUUUAUGUUAAUUGGAAAUCUGUGAAGAAAUAUUAUUUAAACAACUUAAAUAAUCUAUCGAAUAAAUUAAAUAUAUUAUAGAUAAGAUAUUUAAAAAAAAAAAGGAUUAAAAGACGAAAUGUAAUUAGUAGAUUCAAAACUCUGAGAAAAAAUAAUUUGUAUUUGAAUAGUCAGAGCACAAAAGCAGAAUUUAAGCAAAUUAAAAAAAUUUCACUUUGGAUUUCAUCAAUCAUAAUUCAAUCAAAUAAGGUGAUGUUUGUAAAGCAAUUGCUUUUAAUAAGGAUUAAACAAUUGUGUUAGCUGGAUGUAAUAAGGACAUUAAAGUAUUUGAACAUUAAUAAGGGAAAUUGAAACAAAUUUAAUUGUUAAGCGAGCAUAAAAAUAAUAUUUAUACUUUAAAUUUUAUGGAAAAUACAAAUGAUUUUUUAUCUGGAAGUUAAGACAAAUCAAUUAUAAUAUGGUAAGUAAGUGGAAAUAAUUAAUGGAGUUGUUAAUAAAUAUUAAAUGGGCACUCUUCAAGUAUAUUUUGUUUAUUGUUAAAUAAUACUGAUGAUUUAAUAAUAUCAGGUAGUUAAGAUAAAACCAUCAAAUUUUGGAUAAAAUAGAAAUAAUGGUUGUGUUAAUAAACCAUGACUGAUCAUAGUAGUCACAUAUAUUCUUUAAGUUUAAAUUAACAAUAAAAUAAAUUGAUAUCUUGUUCAAAUGAUUCAUAAAUAUUAGUAAUAGAAUAAUCUAAUUUAGAUAAAUAGUGGAGUGUUACAUAAAAGAUAAAAGUUGAUUAAUUUGGUUGUCGAUUAUGUAUUAUUGAUGAUCACUCAUUUACAUUCUAACCUUAUUGUAAAGAAUAAAUGUAUGUAUAUGAAUUGGAUUCUAAUACUAAAUAAUAUCGUAAAUCUAAGGAAAUUACUGUAUAGUGUGAUUAAAGUGGUUGUGAUUGUUUUUUUCCCUAAUAAUACUUAAAGGAAAAAUGCCUUCUAGUAAAUAAGAAUGGCAGGCAUGUGAAUUUAAUAAGAAGGAAAGAAAAUGGUGACUUUAUAAUUUAAUAAUCUAUUGAAUUUGCCAAUUAUUAAAUUUAUGGACGAUUAAGUGGUGACGGUUAGUAUUUAAUCACUUGGGAUAAUUAGUCGAAAGAAAUCUAAUUAAAAAAGUUUAAAAAUUUAUGA
This is a messenger RNA of Paramecium sonneborni, 1485 nucleotides long. Lineage: Eukaryota; Ciliophora; Oligohymenophorea; Peniculida; Parameciidae. The record is from the annotation of a GenBank genome assembly.